This is a messenger RNA of Dryobates pubescens (Downy woodpecker), 744 nucleotides long. Its product is annotated as voltage-dependent T-type calcium channel subunit alpha-1H-like. Bases 415 to 735 code for a protein of 106 amino acids. Lineage: Eukaryota; Metazoa; Chordata; Aves; Piciformes; Picidae. The record is from RefSeq and is a predicted model, not a curated record. The transcript is spliced from 2 exons.
ACGGGCGAAGCUUUAGCAAAGCUGCUUGCGGAGCUGCCUGCUCGCUCCUUGGGAUUUACCGUCGGGAAAAGGCUCGGCACGGCUCGGGAAGGGCCCCCACCCCCGCCGCCACCUCUCCUCUUCUUCCUUCUCCUCCUCCUCUUCCAUCCUCCUCCCCAGCCUUCCUCCAUCCUUCUCCUCCCUAACCCUCCUCCAUCCUCCAUCCCCGCGGGCGCUGCACGCCGAGCCCCAGCCCGCCCCCCCUCCCCCCCCACCUUAUUGGAUAUACCGGGUGCUGGUGGUGUGCGUUUUGGGGGAGGGGGGAAAGAUCCGUUACCCCAGUUGCUGUCUGGUCCCAUGUGAACUGGAAGGCACGGCUAUGCUCCUGGGGACACCGCGCUCCUCCAAACUGAGCCGUAGGUACUGGCCGCUACCAUGACUGAUGGCGAGAGCCGAGAGCCGCUGCCGCGCCCGGCCGGGGGCGAAGUGCGGGUGCCCAUCGCCGCUGCUCCGCGCCGCCCCGCCGAGCACCCAGCGCCGGAGGAUGCCACCGGUUCCGGCCCCUCCGGUUCUCCCUGCCGCGAUCCACCGCCCGACCUGGCCUCCGAGGAGGAGGAGCAGGUGCCUUACCCGGCGCUGGCACCCACCGCUUUCUUCUGCCUCAAGCAAACCACCCGCCCGCGCAGCUGGUGCCUCAGGCUGGUCUGUAACCCAUAUCCUUUCCCCGAGGGAUACUGCGACCCCCUCCCCCGGUAGAUCGGGAAA